GAGCUAAUUGGAGCGGACAGUGAUGAAGUUUCUAUGCGGUUAAUUGAAGGAACAGGCCUGAGAUAGGGCUGUCAGCUCGUACAGACAACCGAAGAGCCCCAACAGCCACAGACGGAAAGGAGGACGUUCCUGUGGUUAGGGGGCUGCCUUGGAACGUGGGGCAUCCAGGUGCCAUUCCCAGCUCUGCCACUCCCUGGAUGCCCUUGGUCUCUCUGUGCCUCAGUUCUCCCUCAGUAACAUGGAAAUAACAGCACUGCCCUACCUCACAGGGGCGUUGUGAGGUUAAUUACAUCAAAGGCUGCGAGGUGUUCAGAUCCUACCAUUAUGGGGGCCAGACAAGUACCUCAGCUCAAGAGACACAGGCAGGAUUCGAAUUCAUGACCUAGACGUGAGAGGCGUCCUGGGUAAAGUUCUCAAAAGCGUGUAAGUCCCAUUUCCAAAAGCAGCUUUGGCCCCCAUGAGCCUAGGCCUGAGUAGGGUGACCAGACAGCAAGUGUGAAAAAAUCAGGACAGGGGGUGGGGGGGAAUGGGAACCUAUAUAAGAAAAAGACCCAAAAAUCGGGACUGUCCCUAUAAAAUCGGGACAUCUGGUCACCCUAGGCCUGAGUGAAAGUCAGCGGGUCUGGUAUGUCCCAAGGGACUUCUAAAAAUGGGCCUGAGACUUCACCAUCUCCUUUUCCUCCUCUCUCCUCACCACCUCUCGUUUCAGCAGGGAGCCCUUUGUAGCUGCCCUUGGCAUUAAUCUGCUGCAAUACUGACCCCACCUGCAGGGACAGGGGUGGUUUUUGAUGUGUCUUUGGCUGGGCCUGCUUGCUGAGCUCAGCUUUCAUCUGCCCAUAUUGAUCCCCUUGUUCAAAGGCUCCGUGCGCUGUUAGCCACCCCCUGUAGCCUCUAUCUCCGCUCCUGUAGCUGCUGGCACGUGGAUGAAAGGGAGGGGGCUGGCUGUCCUGCCACCUUCGGCCCUGUUUUGCUUUGUAUCCCAUUAAAACCCCUCUGUAAGGACCGAUCCCGCGCGCAGGUCCAGUGCAUCGUGUGCUUCACUUUGUGCCAGUGAGCAGCCCCAUUCAUUUUGGUGGGAGACAGAUGGGGGGAAUGACGGGUGUCUGAACUCUAUAGUCUACCCACAAUUCCCUGCAAAAGGGGUGAGGGAGCCAUUUUAAAUUGUAGUCAGCUGAGCUUGCUACUUCCAGCAGAGUCAAUAUGCAGUGACUCCACUGCAGAGCAUAGAGCCACCCCGGGUUUGUAUCUGUGUCACCGAGAGCAGGCGAUAUCCCAGAGACUCUCCCUUUAAAGAGCAGAACAUUCCGGGAGACUGGAAACCAUCUGACCGAUUGUUGUUACUUUCUUCUUCCUUCCUCUGUGUUCUCUCCCCCGUUGUCUGAUAUUUCAGGUCUGAGCCAGCCCGGGAUGAAUCCUUUCAGCUCCAUGCUCCUGCUUCUCUUCUUCUCCAAUGCUCCGUUUGGGGAACCCGCAGAAAGAUCUUUCCCCUUCUGGAGCCCUCGACACACAGGUGACCAUUUCAAAUACCUGGCCAGCCCGGCCCACUGGGAUCAAGCCAUUCCUUGCUCGGAAAGCAAGCCCAGCCCUGGGAAGGCAGAACCAAGAUCCACGCCACCCCUGCUGUGCAAGCCGCAGGAGGACAGCCAGGUCCAGCUGGGGCAAGGAAUCCAUCCGGCCAGGAGCAGAGCCAUCUCUGUCCCCCAGGGCUCGCUGCUCGUGGAGCGGGAGAAGGAUCUCUCCGCCUACAACUGGAACUCGUUCGGCUUGAGAUACGGCAAGAGGCAAGCAGACACCAGGGAAGCCAAGGUGAAAAUAUUGUGAAGCCAAGAAGCAGCUGGA
Chrysemys picta bellii (western painted turtle) is the source of this 1839-nucleotide messenger RNA. The record is from RefSeq and is a predicted model, not a curated record. Lineage: Eukaryota; Metazoa; Chordata; Testudines; Emydidae.